AUGACAACAGAGGGAAUUGACGAAAAGCAAGUUACCUUUCUCGCGAAAGGGUACCCAUGUGAUGCUGUCCCACACAGAGAUGCACUCAAAGCUAUCGAGCCACGUGGAUUUUAUAUCCGCCAGCCGCCUAAGCCGCAUGAGCUUGAUCAAGAAAUCACCGAUGAUUCGCUGCUUUUCCAGACGAUUCAUAUGGGCGCGGCGGUCGUCGAUGAAGACAAAUGGACUCUCAUCCUAGAUGGGAUGGUGGAGAGGCCUCUCUCACUCUCCUUCACACAGCUGAAAAGUAUACAUAGGACGAACGUCAUAUCAUUUCAUGAAUGCUACGGCAGCCCCGUUCUGCCGCCGGUCAAAGCUUUAUGGAGGAUUGGAAAUGUGCAAUGGACCGGCGUUCGACUAGCAGACUUGAUCCGCAUGGCAAGGCCGAAAGCGGGUGCAACUUACGUCUGGUCGCAAGGACUUGAGUCAGGCUCGUUCGCUGAUGUCUCUGCUGACUGCUUCGAGAAAGAUCUUCCAAUGCAGAAAGCCCUCCAGCCAGAAGUCUUGGUCGCAUAUGAGAUGAAUGGGAAGCCACUGAAUAAGAACCGGGGAGGCCCGGUAAGAUUGGUAGUACCAGGUUGGUUCGGGACAAACUCGACGAAGUGGCUGUGUCGUUUGAAUUUGCAGGACCGUCGAGCCAGUGGGCCCUUUACGACGACGUUCUACAAUGAGGUGGACCCCAAUGACCCCUCUGGGAUGACCAUGAGACCAGUUUGGAUGGUUGAACCCAACUCGAUGAUCGUGCAGCCGAUGGCUGACGAGGUCUUGAGGGGCCCAGAAGUUGAGGUUUGGGGAAGAGCAUGGGGCUGCGAAGAGAUUGAAUCCGUUGACAUCAGUAUUGAUGACGGUGACACGUGGAUGUCUCCAACAGACGUGCACCUUGACGGACGCCAGAUGUAUGAGUGGCAGUUGUUUCGAGUCAGAUUGAUGCUCAAGAGACCAGGAACAUACCACUUGGUUGCCAGAGCAAGAGACAGGAGUGGUGCAAAACAGCCGAUGGUAGGCAGAAGGAAUCAUGUUCAUCGAGUGGAGGUUCACGUUGCAUAA
Messenger RNA from Exophiala aquamarina CBS 119918, 1083 nucleotides. RefSeq lists its product as uncharacterized. The coding region runs from base 1 to 1083 and encodes 360 amino acids. The record is from RefSeq and is a predicted model, not a curated record. The transcript has a single exon. Gene Ontology annotation, cellular component: mitochondrion. Gene Ontology annotation, molecular function: molybdenum ion binding; oxidoreductase activity. Lineage: Eukaryota; Fungi; Ascomycota; Eurotiomycetes; Chaetothyriales; Herpotrichiellaceae.